AUGGAUCACAAUAUGCAUCAUAAUAAUGCUGCUCUACAUUGGAGCUAUGGCGCCGCCGCAGUACCAACUACGCCGCAAAAUCAUUGGGUACCACCUCCACAAACUCACAGUUUAAAACGUGCCAUGUCCGAAAGUGAUUGUGAAGAAUUAUAUUCCGAAGAAUCAUCCAAAGAACAAAUUUCUCCCAGUGAAACCAACAGUUGCCAGCUAAUGAGUCGCAAAAAACGUCGUGGAGUUAUUGAAAAGAAACGCCGUGAUCGUAUUAAUUCCUCAUUGUCGGAAUUAAAACGUUUGGUGCCUUCGGCUUAUGAAAAACAAGGUUCCGCCAAAUUGGAAAAAGCUGAAAUCUUGCAAUUAACUGUGGAACAUUUGAAAAGCUUGCAAAGUAAAGGUAUGGAUUCAUUGGGUUAUGAUCCUCAAAGAUUUGCCAUGGAUUAUCAUAUUAUUGGUUUUCGUGAAUGUGCCGCCGAAGUGGCUAGAUAUUUGGUGACCAUUGAAGGCAUGGAUAUACAAGAUCCUUUACGUUUGAGAUUAAUGUCUCAUUUACAGUAUUUUGUGCAGCAACGUGAAAUGUCUAAAGGUUGUCCCGUAAGUCCUAGUGCUACUUGGGCUGGUCAUCCUGCGGCUGCGUCUACAGCAGCGGCUGCUGCAGCUGCUUAUCAACCCAAUUGUGGUGUUACUCCUUAUCAAACAUAUCCUUCUGCUGCUACCACACAUGCUUCGGUUAGUUCUUCAUAUGUGCCCAAUUUACCUGCUGCUUUACAUCAAUAUCCCACUUUAAGCUCCUCACCCAAUAGUACCAACAUGCACUCUCAACAACAACAACAGCAGCAACAACAUAAUAUGACUCAACAACACAAUGUACGAUCAACUUCAGUUGGUUCGGCUCAAGACACUUUGCCCUUAAUGAAUCAUGCCACAGCUCAACAAGUUACCACACAACAGCAGCAGCAGCAAGUAACCUCGCAGCAGCAGCAACAACAACCUCAAACCCAAACCCAGCAACAAGUUACACAUCCUCAACGCACACCCUCCACUCAUGAAGCUCAUCAACAACCACAGCAACAACAACAACAACAGCAGCAGCAGCAACAACAACAACCUCAAUUAACUAAUAAUCAAGCUAGCCACCACACCUACACACAAAAUCACACCCAAGACCAUACACAACAUCAGGGGGCCUCCACAUACAUUGAACUAACUAGUGCUCAAAGCCACAAUAGUCUACGUCAAACUACACCAACAGUUCCUAGCAGUAGUUUAGGCUAUACCACCAUGCCUCCUCAGUAUCCGGUUAGUGUAGGUCAAGAAUAUAAUCAUCAGACAGGUGUUUAUGUAACAGCUAAUGGUUCAAAACCCUAUCGUCCUUGGGGUGCUGAAAUGGCCUAUUAA
Molecule: messenger RNA, 1392 nt
Organism: Lucilia sericata (common green bottle fly)
Lineage: Eukaryota; Metazoa; Arthropoda; Insecta; Diptera; Calliphoridae
Gene: Hey
Product: hairy/enhancer-of-split related with YRPW motif protein
Exons: 3
Coding region: 1-1392 (463 amino acids)
Biological process (GO): regulation of transcription by RNA polymerase II; regulation of neurogenesis; anterior/posterior pattern specification
Cellular component (GO): nucleus
Molecular function (GO): protein dimerization activity; RNA polymerase II cis-regulatory region sequence-specific DNA binding; DNA-binding transcription factor activity, RNA polymerase II-specific
Source: RefSeq, a predicted model, not a curated record